AUUGCUGAUUCUCACGAAGUUAUGGCUGCUAUAUACUGUAUGCUGUAUUUCUGCGAUGUAAUCAUUAUUGUCAUAGGGCACCCCCCCCCCCCCCCCCUUAGACAAGUAACAAACAAUUUCAAGCGUGCCCUAAGCUGCAUGUUACCAAGCCAAUGUAAGCUGUUUUUCCAAAUUGGCCAGCAACUAUGAGUAGAUUUUGUGUUGACUCGUAUGUAUAUUGUACAGUUUUGGAAAUGUAAUCAUAAUCUAGUAAGCUAUUUAGCAUUCUUAUGGGACCUUAUCAACAUGGCUUCCUGCAGAGGACGCUUUCACCAGAAGUGAAGUUGUGACGUUCCAAAACAUGUCCAGGAAAAAGGAAGACAGACGAUGGUGCACCGUCUAUGUGGUGGACACGUAUCAAAGACUGAGGAUGGAUUCUAGUUGAGAAUACUUGAACUAAACAACAGACAUGGAGAAGUUUGGCAUGAGUUUUGGGGGUGGCCCCAGCAAAAAGGAACUGCUGGAAACCAUAGAAGGCCAGAAGAAGCAAUUGGUCCAGUACCAAACUCGCUUUAAAGAUGUUGUGAGGGCCUACAAGAGCCUCCUGAAGGAGAAAGAGGCCAUUGAGGCCAGCUUCAAGGUUCUAACAGUGUCCCAGGAAGUAGACCUGGGCCAACGCAGCGAUGACCUAUCCGUAGGCGGAGGGCUCACCGACGCCUCACCCAUGACCUCUGAUCUGGGGGAUGACCACUCCUCCCUGCACAGCGAGGACAGUCUUGACACGGCGGCGUCCGUGGACACAGCUGCCAGUGUGGCCAGUGGCAGCACCAAGGGAGACCCACUGGAGGAGGAGCAGCAGCAGCGGUCCGGCUCUGCAGGAGACGUGACCGGCCUGGUGGUCCCCGCAGCCUCUGGCCAGGCCCAGGGCUCAGAGGAGGCAAACGGGUCGGAGAGCGGUGUCAGCAGCAGCAGCAGCGGUGGACAGGAGCAGCAGCAGCAGCAACAACAACAACCGCAGCCACCGCUUGCCUCUGCGGAAGCGGACCGGCGACUACUGCAGCUCAAGGCCCAGCUGAAUACGCUGACCAGCUCACUGACCACUGUCAGCCAGGAGAAGUCCAGGAUGGAGGCCUCGUUCCAGGCGGACAAGCGCAAGAUGAAGCAUGACAUGGAGGAGCUGCAAAAGAUGCUAGAGGAGACCAAGAGACAACAGGAGGCUGAACUGUCUGCCUUGCAGGAGCAGCUUGCGGAGAGCAAGGCCCGUGUGAUCACGCAGCAGCACGAGCGCGAGCAGGAGCAGGGCGAUCAUGCGCACAUGCUCCGCGAGCUCCAGAAGCUUCUCCAGGAGGAACGCAGCCUGCGGCAGGACGCUGAGCUCAGGCUGGAGGAAUCCCGCGAGACCCUGGUGGAGACCAUGCAGGCGGCCGACCGUGGGAUGGACCUGGAGGCGCGUCUGAAGGAGGCCAUCCAGGAGCGCGAGGAGAUGCGGAGGAGCCUGCUGGCCGCCGAGACCGAGAGGGGCAAGCCCGACCCGCUGGUGGAGGAGCUCCAGAGGGACAUGGCCCAGCUCAAGGUCCACUUCCAACAGCAGCUACAGCAGGAGAUUAGAAAGGCCACCCAGGCGGAGGAGCGUCUGCAGGACCAGUCCCGUCUGGAGGAGGGCCGUGUGGCCAGUCUGGAGGAGCGUAUCUCCGAGCUGUCGGAGCUACUGGGCGCGUGCGAGCGCGCCCGCCAGAAGGACCAGCAGACGGCCCAGCGGCUGCGGGAGCGCGUGCUCCAGCUGGACAUGGAGAACAAGACGCUGGCCAUCGCCGCCACAACGUCCUCGGGACGCGGCUCGGACUUCCUCCACACGCUCAACGUGGACGAGGCGAAUCUAGACGUGAGCGUGUUAAAGGAGAAGCUGGAGGUGGUCAAGAAGCUGCUCAAGAUGGCGGCACACAGGAGCUCGCAGCCGAUGGAGAUCGAGAAGCUCGGAGAAGAGGGACAGAGAGAGGAAGAGGAGGAAGAGGAGGUGGUGGGCAGGACGAAGGUGGAGGAGUCGGACGCGGAGAGGAGGUCGGCGCUGUUCUACCAGCAGGAGCUGAAGCAGGUGAAAGAGGAGUUUGAGCGCUACAAAAUGCGGGCGCAGGUGGUGCUCAAGAACAAGAACGCUAAAGACGGCAGCCAGGCGAAGGAGCUGGAGGACGCGCGCGACCAACUGGCCGAGCUCAAGGAGAAGUACAUCAACCUGCGCAUCCACUCCGACGAGGCCGAGGCACGUCACCGGCGCGCGCUGGAGGAGCGCCACCAGGGGGCGCUGUCCACGCAGCAGGCCCACAAGCAGGAGCUGGAGCGCCAGGAGGCGCAGCACCGCGACAGCCUGCUGCGGCUGGAGGCCGAGAUGCACAAGCAGCGUGACCGGACGAUGGCGCUGCUCGCCGAGAAGGACCAGGAGCUGGAGCGGCUGCGGGGAGCCGUCGCCACCGCCAACGUCCUCGGCUUCGCCGGUCCCCGUGGCAACAACAACAGCGGCAGCGGAGGAGGAGGAGGAGGAGGCAGAGCGAACAGCAGUGACAGCGAUGGGACAUCCGAGACGGGAGGAGGAGGAGGAGGAGGAGGAGCGGGGUUGGGCUUGAGCUUGAGCUCGGCCGGUGUGUCGCUGGGGGAUGACGUGGAGCUGGACAGCCAGGCGCAGGAGGAGAGCGACUUCAUCACGCAGGCGCUACGGCUGGCCGGCCCCAACGAGCCCACGCUGCUGCUCUACGCCGAGCAACUGGCCCGCAAGGAGGUGGAGAACGGCGCCCUCCGCAGGCAGAAGCGACGCCUCGAGGAGGACGUGCACCAGCUGCAGGGCAAGCUCAUCGCCAACGGUGAGCGGCACGACGAGGAGGUGGCCGAGCUCCGCACGGAGCUGGACAAGCGCGUCCGUGACCAGGGCAGAGACGGCGCCAACCUGGAGUACCUGAAGAACAUCAUCUACAAGUACCUGACCCUCCAGGACACCAGGGGGCGCCAGCAGACCCUGACGGCCAUCCUCACCAUCCUGCACUUCAGUCCCCAGGAGAAGCAGGCCGUCAUCAAGCAGCAGGCCCAGGGCUGGUGGACGCCUGGGAAGAGGUAACAGGAGCGUGGGAACGUUUUUAGAUUCCGGUCAAGGACUACAGCUCCAUAAGCUAUCAUUUAUUGUCAUCGAAACAACAGUGGAUCCUUUGGAAUAAUCAAAACAACAUCUGUUUUCUUGUUAUCUUUUGUGUGGACUUGCCUAUCCCAGACACCCAUUUUCUGUCUUAUUUCCAUAUGCGUCUUGUGAUCAUUUAUACUUCUCUGCUUGGAUCUCAUGUAUGUUUACUAAUACUAAUGCAUACGUAUUUGACCAUUACAUUUGCAUAUCUUUACUGCUAUUUCAGUGGCUGUUGGUCUUUCUAACUGCGGCCUUUUAGGUUCUCUGUACCAUCAACCUGUGGAGAAUACUACCGUGUCUUUGUGAAACUGCUCAUUACUGUGAAACUGUAACGGACAAGUUGGAGAGUAACAACCAGUGGACCUAUUCACACAGCUUUGUCUUACACCUUGUUGAACUAUACGGUCCAUUGUUGUACAGGGCAAUCGACUGUGAAAUGGAUGACCAGUUUGGCAAGUUGUUGAAAAUGUGUAAUGUCACCCAACCUACCACCCACACUAAUGAGUUCAGUGUGAACAGUUCAAAGUAUUGAAUACCAUUUGGCCUUAAGAAAUGAAUAAGAGAGUUAUUUCUGGACACUUAUAUUUAUGCGUAUGGGCAUAGAGUGAGUCCAAGCCAUUUGCUCUUUAAGUUAACGGGCAGUCCAGUCCACAUUGUCAUCAGAUAACAGUGUCCACAAAACUGCCUGGUUUUAUUGAAGUCUUCAUCCGACUUGUCAUGUAAGGACAACAGAAACUACAUAAAUGCAAAAGCCACUCUUCUUCCUCACUGUGUUAUGUUGGUAAUAAUAUGCCGGCUUGCGAGGUGUGGAGAAAAGCUUCAUAACUUUCCACUUGUACAUAGUUGUACUCUAAUCACUUUGUGUGGAAUGAAUGAAGAGUUAACUGUAAUCAAGCCUGUCAACCUCCAAAGCAGUCUUUUAUAGAGAAUUUAUUAGACUGAUAUAUUGGUACUAAGUGUAUAUUUUGACUCCACUACAACAUGAAAUAAACUAUAUUUUCCUCA
This is a messenger RNA of Alosa sapidissima (American shad), 4147 nucleotides long. RefSeq names its product GRIP and coiled-coil domain containing 1 (gene gcc1). Lineage: Eukaryota; Metazoa; Chordata; Actinopteri; Clupeiformes; Clupeidae. Gene Ontology annotation, cellular component: Golgi apparatus. The transcript is spliced from 4 exons. The record is from RefSeq and is a predicted model, not a curated record. Bases 449 to 3082 code for a protein of 877 amino acids.